AUGGCAUAUAGUGAUCGACAUGAAUGGAGUAUAUCCUCAUUUUCCGAUACGUUAUAUUCAUCAGAUGUUGAUGAAUCGAGCCAACCUUGUCCUCUUCUAUCAUCAUCUCUUACUUCAACAUUAUUGAUUUCUAACACUAACAAUCAUAGUCUUGCUAUCAGUACUGACACCAUCUCAUCAUCAGCAUUCUAUUCAAAGGAAGAAGACAAGGCAACACAUGUGUUAUCAUUUUCUUCAUUAGAUCAUUCGCAUGAUUAUUAUACAAAAAAACGUAUUGAACAAUUACAUGACCGUAUGGAUGAUAUUCAAAUUUCGAGUUUUUUAAAAUUUAUUAAUUAUCAUUUAUCAUUUCGCACCGAACAAAAAUUUGUUCAAGAUUUAUCACAAGAUUUAUCUAAUGGACAUAUAUUAAUUGAUUUAAUUGAAAUAUUUUCAUCUAAAAAAUUAAAGCGUGAAUAUGGUCGUACACGUUUUCAUUCAUUAACAAAUGUUCAAUAUGUAUUAGAUUAUUUAAAAUUACAUAUGCAACAUAUAAAUAUCUCACCACAUGAUAUUGUUUCAGGUAAUCGUAAACAAAUUUUAGCAUUACUUUGGAUAAUUAUGAAAAUAUUUGAUUUUCCAUCAUUUCGUUUAACAACAAAUAAACAUUUAUUUCAAGAGAAUACACUUUUUUCAUUUGGACAAGAUCGUAGUAUAUUAAUUAAAUGGAUAAAUAAUUUAUUAAAUAAAAUUUUGAAUACAAAUAUUAUUUAUAUAAAAGAUUUUUAUUUACAAACAUGGAUUGAUUGUUCAUAUUUAUCAAUAAUUAUAAAAUAUUUAUGUCCAUUUAGUUUAAAAUAUGAUACAUUAGAAUAUUUUGAUUAUUUAAAACAAAUUAAUGAAUUUAAUUAUAUUGAUCAACAACAAGAACGUUUUGAUUUAUAUUUAAAUUUAUCAAAUUAUUGUUUUAAUACAAUAUCAACAAUUGAUUAUACAGAUCGUACAGAAAAAAGUUUAUUUCGAUUUUUUUCAGAAUUACAUGCAAAUAUUUUAUUUAUUCUUAAAUCGAAUCAUAUUGGAAAAUUAAGUAAAACAAAUUUAUAUACAAAACAAUUACUCGAUACUGUUUUAGAAACAACAUUAUCAGAGCAUUCACAGAUGAUAAAUGAAGAUGAAGAUUAUUUAAUUUGUAUUCAAGAUAAACAAUAUCAAUGGAAUGAUAAAGAGAAUUUACAAAGUUUAACGGAUGAUUUAUGUAAUGAUGAAAUUUUUAAAAAAGAAAUCGAUCCAAUAUCAACAGAAAAAUCUGAUCAAAUUAUAUUUCGAUCAAAAAAUUUUGAAGAACCUAUUAUUAAUAUACAAUCCAUAUUAUCUCCUAUUGAUAUAACAAAUAUUAUUCAAGAACAACAAUUAUGUACCCAAAAUUUAUCCGAAAUCUUCUCUUCUAUUAAUGAUGAAUGUCAAAAUGCAUUACGUUCUCGUAAACCAAAAAAGAAAAAAUCCAUAAUGUCAAUUGAAAAAUCUUUAUCAACAACAAUUCCACCAACAAAUUCUAAUAGUGAUUUAUUUCUGAAAUUAAUUGAAUGUUUACGUGAUUCAAAAUUAAUUACGUUCAAAUAUAUAUGUAUUCUUGCAUGUCUAUGUUUUUCAAUACUUAUUAUACUUAUUCAUAAGUGA
This is a messenger RNA of Adineta steineri, 1656 nucleotides long. The record is from the annotation of a GenBank genome assembly. Lineage: Eukaryota; Metazoa; Rotifera; Eurotatoria; Adinetida; Adinetidae.